GCCCCACAGCUGUUUCUCUUCUCUUCUCCGUCUCACGUCCCAGCAUCUCCGCCUCAAGAGGGCGGCGCCGGCCGCAGAUGGCGUAAGCACGUCGGAUCCGAUCAUCGCCUCGCCGCGUCGGCUUUGAUCUCUUGGGUCUGGAUUGCUCGACGAAGAGAAAUCCUUUGCGGAUUUUGAAGUGUUCUUACGGAAUGAUACUUGAUUUUGAUGGAAUUGAACUAUUUUGAGCCACUGUAGCGUAUCUCAAUGAGCUCGUGAACGAUUUUGCUGUGUAUUAUUUGGGAUUUGGGAAGAUUUUAGCUCCGUGCAUUCUUUUCAAAAGAAAACGCUGAAGAAAACUCUGAUUUGGUUGCUAAAUUGUUGCUUCGAUUUGUUUAUGUGAAUUUCUACCACCGACAACAAGGGUUUCUCCCCCGAGAAAAUGGCUGUGGCUUUUACUCGUUUUUCUUGCUGGAUUUGGGGCGGAAAGGAUCGGCAAUCCUCCAAGUCAUCCCUGAGCUCGUCUUCCGAGCUCCCUCCAGGCUUUAUGGAGCCGGACUACUUGAAGUUUCCUCCGGCGAAUGGGCCUAAGAUAAGGUCGAAUUCAAGAAACAUCAAGAAGAAGCGGCAGAGCCGAGAAGAGCGGCGGAUGGACAAAGAGUAUGACAUUGUCCUUGUGCCCUCGGAUGGUGUAUGCAUGUCGGAGUCUGAAUCCGAUGAGUCGGAUUGGUCGAUCGGCUGGUCGGAACCUCACGCCCCUGACUUCCAAAGCGACAGUGAGACCGAGAGCAGCUUUGCUGUCUUGGUACGGUGCUACGGCCGUGGUCGUUCUGAGCAGGCACACAGCUCCAAAACUCACGUAUUGGGAGCACUUGAAUACAUGGGCGAUGCUUCCUCUGAUGGAAAGAAGUACAUUGAAGAAUGGCUUUCCUCCCUCAACUGAACAAAGCUAGCCGUCUUUUGUGAUACUAUUUACAACCCUUUGAACGUUUGAUAGCCAUAUCAGGAAUUGCUUUUAUCGGCCAUUGCAAUGAUGUUGGUGUGUAAGUAAAAUGAAGUGUAAUCAUGGAGCCUUACUUUUCCAAUUUCGUUGUAAAUAUAAUGAACAUCAUUAUCUUAUUUAAUCUUAUUGCUAA
Molecule: messenger RNA, 1115 nt
Organism: Zingiber officinale
Lineage: Eukaryota; Viridiplantae; Streptophyta; Magnoliopsida; Zingiberales; Zingiberaceae
Exons: 3
Coding region: 422-922 (166 amino acids)
Source: RefSeq, a predicted model, not a curated record